This is a messenger RNA of Lacerta agilis (Sand lizard), 868 nucleotides long. It is a transcript of the gene HIKESHI, whose product is annotated as heat shock protein nuclear import factor hikeshi. Gene Ontology annotation, cellular component: nucleus; cytosol. Gene Ontology annotation, molecular function: nuclear import signal receptor activity; Hsp70 protein binding. The record is from RefSeq and is a predicted model, not a curated record. Gene Ontology annotation, biological process: protein import into nucleus. NCBI's taxonomy places the organism in Eukaryota, Metazoa, Chordata, Lepidosauria, Squamata, Lacertidae. The transcript has 5 exons. Bases 95 to 688 code for a protein of 197 amino acids.
GCGGUGGCACGGAGGGACCACCGGGGUGGUCGCCUGGGCCGGUCGUGGCUUUCGAGGAAGCGGCCUUGGCGAGGGAGCCGCCUCCGCCACCGCCAUGUUUGGCUGCUUGGUCGCGGGGAGGCUGGUGCAAACAGUUGCACAGCAGGUGGCAGAAGACAAGUUUGUGUUUGACUUGCCCGACUAUGACAGCAUCAACCACGUGGUGGUCUUCAUGCUGGGGACUGUUCCCUUCCCAGAGGGAAUGGGUGGAUCUGUCUACUUCUGCUACCCCGACGAGAACGGGGUGGCAGUGUGGCAGCUCCUGGGCUUUGUUACAAAUGAAAAACCAAGUGCCAUCUUCAAAAUUUCCAGUCUGAAAUCUGGAAAAGGCAGCCAUCAUCCGUUUGGAGCUAUGAAUAUCCCCCAAACGCCAUCUGUAGCCCAGAUUGGGAUUUCUGUGGAGCUGCUGGAACUCUUGGCUCAGCAAACUCCUGUAGCAAGUGCCGCUGUAUCAUCAGUCAAUUCAUUCACAGAGUUCACUCAAAAGAUGCUAGACAAUUUUUAUAACUUCGCUUCGUCCUUCGCUGUCACCCAGGCCCAAAUGACACCCAACCCAUCGGAAGCUUUUAUUCCUGCAAAUGUAGUUUUGAAAUGGUACGAGAAUUUCCAAAGAAGAUUAACUCAGAAUCCUUUGUUUUGGAAAACAUAAUCUGGAGCCAAUUUCUCGCAAAUGCGCGCUAUAGCAACUGGUCACAACUUAAAAGAUGCAAAAGAUGGAGCCUGCGAAAUAAAUCUGGAUUGGUCGAUUAAAAGUCUGAGCAGAAUUGGGGGAGGGCAGCUUUUAUAAUAUUUAUGGGGCAUUUGUUACAAAUUAAAGCUCUAAAAAGCA